Podarcis lilfordi (Lilford's wall lizard) is the source of this 8785-nucleotide messenger RNA. Lineage: Eukaryota; Metazoa; Chordata; Lepidosauria; Squamata; Lacertidae. The record is from the annotation of a GenBank genome assembly.
CCUAUUUUAAGCUUGAGCAGCUGAUAUGACAGGCAGAAGCCUGUGUUUACUUCCCCAUCAGGUCCCAGGGGGAGCUGUACACAGGCCCCUCACAGCUUCUGCAGCAGCCACACACAGAGGACUCUGGUUCUAGGGAUGUCCAGUGACACUGGAGAAGGUAUGGUCUGGGGGUUUUGAGGAGCGGGGGAGAGAGUUGUAGAGAGCGUGUUGAAGUAGGGUUAAUCUUCUAGUCAUUGAGACAUGACUCUAGUACCUCUUUGGAGGGCCAGGCUGCAAAACUCGACCAGGAGAUCUGAUUCUCUUGCCUUUCUGGCAACAGGAGACCUGGGUCUCAAGCCAUGUCGCGAUGUUCAAAGGACAGAAGACAGCUCGUCUGUCACUGCCACCGGCACAGUGAGCAAUGAGGGUGACAGCUGGAAACUUUUGGCUGCUCUCGACUUUAUGUAGGUGUUGUGGGGGAAUUCUUGUCAAAGGACCUGAGCUUAUCCUGGCUGGUGGCUGUAGUUGGUGAGAAAUUCAAAGCAGAGGUUUGAGAGCAUAUUGCUGUAGCUGAACAGGUUCAAAAGAAUGAAACACAUUGUCCAUAAGAGCCUGAUCCUGGCGCAGGCAAGAGGGACGAGAAUUAUCUAGGUGCAAGCCUAUUUGGUUGUGAUUUAAGCCACAACUCUCCCCAUGCUUGCUAACUCUCUCAGACAUGGCUGAAACAAAAUUUUAAAAAAUCCCUUCCAGUAGCACCUUAGAGACCAACUAAGUUUGUUACUGGUAUGAGCUUUCGUGUGCAUGCACACUUCUUCAGACAUGGCUGAGUCACUCCUGCUGCCUUCGGUCCAAGUCAUGGAAGCCUGUCAUGUGCCGUCCAGUCAGAGUGACCGGCUCCUGACUCAGAGGCGGUGGCUGCUUAUUGAAGAGCCCGGUGCAAGCCCCAACACUAAGCCUCCCUCAUACCAUUUACUCACCGCAGUCCCAUUUGCUGCUUCAGGAAAGAUUCCACUUUUACCCAACCAUGUGGGCCUAUUUACUACUAUAACCUAGGGGUAGGAGUCACCCUUGUGGCGUGUUGCCUCUGUUGCUUCAGCAAUAAAACCUGCUUCAGCUGUAGGACUCUGCCCACGCAGCAGAAUAUACAGACCACAUAGGGUUUCAAAAUAAUACAAUUGUGGUGUUUUACAAGAGGACCUGCCCUUGAGUUGCCAAUAGAGGACAAUAGGACCUGAUUCACACAGACAAUUCCUUCUCAAUGCAAUGCAAAUUAAAGCAAUUAAAAAUUGCUUCCUGCUCACUCAGCGACAGUGAAGACAGAUGUCGCCCUAAAAUAGUUCUUUGCGUGCCUAUUCAAACACAUUGUUGCAUGAUGAUUGAAAUGUUGAAAGCAAGACUGCCCUAAAUUGUAGUUAGGAACAAAAGCUUUGUUCUGCUUCUUGGUAUUCCUUGCAUUCCACACUGUGGAAAUGAUACAUGGGUAAUAUGGAACUAGCAACUGAAGGGAACAUUGGAGAAAGGCCAAAGUUACAUUUUAAGAUCCUAUUUAACUCGAUUGCUGCAGGAAAUAUGAUGGGCCCUCAAAAUGUAGCUGGAUAGUUAAUGGACCCCAUCCAGCUCUAGCUGAGCUUGAUUGUAUGAGAACAUCACUCUCAGAUGUGAAUGUGUCUCCUUGUCGGAAUCAGAAACAUCCUCUAAGUUCAAUGAGAACCAGAUGAACAUUUGAACAUCAGUCAAAUAAACUUGUUACAAACUACUUUUAAAAGCAAAGGAAUUGGUGUUCAAAGAGAAAAAUACUUCCGGAGGCUGAGAUGUAAGUUAACUGCAUAAAAAUGGCAGUUUGCAACAUCCCACCAGAAUCUUUCUGCACAGUCUAGCAAAUAUGGCAGCAAGUGGGCCCAGUUUUAACUCAAACAGUACUGCCUGGACUGUUACCGUUUCAGGAAGGGGUAGCUCACAUGGCAGAAGACACAUCUGUGGUGGGCCUUCCUCCACACAGAAAGCUAGUUAUGUCAGUGAAAAGGAGCCCUUCUCCCUCACAUCUGGUUUUACCUUUUUCAUGGAGUCUUUCUGUAUGGAAGCGAACAAGCACAUAUAUGAUGCAUACAAGCACACACACACAGGAUGUGCAUCAUGUCACAAAUGCUUUUGCUGAGAUUCCUGCAUUGCAAUGGGUUGGACUAGAUGAUCCUCAGGGUACCUUCCAUCUCUACGGUUCUAUGAUUCUAUGCCCCUUGCAUUCAGAAGUGGUACAGCCCAGACAUAGGCACUAGUUUUUUACUGCUGAGGUAAAUCCAAGUCCCAUUAGCUUUGAACAGUGGCAGUAUCGUAGCCAAUAAGGUUAAUCCGAGGCACAAUUAUUACUAAUUGCCAACUUUUCCCAAUACCCUGCCAUGACAACUUGGAAAAUAUAUAUCACAAUCCAAGUCACAUUGAAGUAUAAUCCACAGCUAAAUGCUUUAUAUUCUUUGAUUCUGACACAACCAAAGCACUAUUUAGAAAAUCUCCACAUAUAGGGAUGAAGUGUCCCUCUUGCCAUCACAUGCCCAACUCUGACUACUGGUCCUGCUAACUAGGAAUGCUGGGAGAUGUAGUCCAAAAUUAUAUUUUGAAUUUUCAAAAUACCCGUUUUUAACUUGUCUUUUAUUGACAACUUUAGAAUUUUACUUUUUGUAAACCACUUAGACUAGAGGCUCUGUUUACAGCCAAGUAGUACAUAAAUGCUAUUAAAUAAAUAAAUGUUCAACUGUGUGUGACUAGGCAUCCCUCUACAGAUGUCUGCUUUCAACUCAUGGACAUAGGGAUCUGGGUUGGUGGGAUGUGAGGUAUUACAGGCAAGAUCAGGCAAUGUAGCCUGGCUCCUCCUGCCAUGCAAUUAUGUCUACGUGUAAUAGGCUUCCAACUUUCAUACAAAUGCCUCCCAUUUCAAUCCUCAGUUCAGUUCUUAUAGUCAUUCACCCUGAUUAUAAUAACCACUCCAUUUUACAACCGUAUUCAUAUUAUCAAUUAACAUGGUUGUUUGCUCCCUAACACAAUCUAAGGGCCGUGUUAUAGCAAUUAACAUCAUGUAGCAAUUUGGCCCACACACAAUGUUUUUAUUGAAAGGACCAUUCUUCUCCACUCAACCAAAGCAUUUUUAUGGUAGCCUUUUACAAUUCUACAAUUAACCUCUUUUAUUUUGAUUAAUUAACAUGGCAUUUUCUUUGUCUAGGCACUUGCGUAGUGUACAGCCCACCUAUUUCACCUAUAAAACGUGCUUAAAAAUGGCCAAAAAAAAAACAAAAACACCCGCAAAACUAAUUUCAGACAUGUAAUCUCAGCACAACUAAUUUUGGGUAAACGUGGAAGUGUAAGAACUUUUCCAGUGCUGCUACUGUGCCUUUAACAGAUGGUCAGCAAAGAGAAAUUCCACAACUGUGGCCUUUUUAUUCUGGCAGAGAAUCAGAGAGAAUGUCACUGUUGAAUUUCUGUCUUAGCCUGUAAUUAAAGGUAUUUUCCCUGUCUGGGAAAAGGUGACACUGCUGUGCUAAGUGUAAUUAGGCCGCGUUGUCCUUUGUGUCCUUGAAAGAUACGAUCCCAAAGUGCCUGUAAAUUUGAGCCAUGAUUUAGCUGGCAACACUUCUGUAAUCAGGGAAACAUUCCUGCUAAGGAUAAGGUUGCCAGCUUAGUCCUUUCCCCACCCUGGCAGAGUGUUGUUCUUUCAGCUACUAUUUAACAGGCAGUUGUUCCCCAGGCAAAGUUGUCUAUAUCUCCAGUUGGUAGAGCAUGAGACUCUUAAUCUCAAGGUUGUGGAUUCAAGCCCCACGUUGGGCAAAAGAUGUCUGCGUUGCAAUGGGCUGGACUAGAGAUUAUCUUCAUAGUCCCUUCCAAUUCUACAAUUCUCUGAUAGGCUUCACCUGUUGAAUGUUUACCUGUGUCACCAUUAAAGAGUUUGGGAAAGCACAAAGAAAGAAACACAAGCAAAUGAAUAAAAAGUCAGUAACUAGGAAGAACUAUAUGCGAAAGCAUAAAUCUGCUUUUCGAAAGGCAAGGAAUGACAGCCAGGUAGCAGUAGCAUCAACAUAUACAGCUCAGGCUUGCAGUUUCUGCAGCUUGACAAAUGAGCCUCUGGGUCAUAUGGUAUGUGUACAAUCAGGCCAUGGGAAGAGGCCAGUGGUUAUAUUAAGGUACAAGGGCUUAUUACAUAGGACAGCGGAGACUGUCCAGGAUUCCAUCCCUGCUAAAGAGGCACUGGAAAUCCUGUCCCUGGAUGUGCUGCUAAGCAGUUUAAAUGGGGAAGGGCAGAAACACAGCAAGGGUAAGUGGUGCAUAUUCUCUUAAGUGGCAGAAUCUGAAGUAUUAAAGUCGGGGGGGGGGCUCCAGCUGUCUCAGCCAAUUGGUAAUGGAAGAUGGUCUCAGGCUCACAAGAACCCGAGUGGGUGGGGGAUGUAAAUCUUUGCUAGUUACUGUCUCUCAGGGCCUCAUCUCACACAACAUGGGUAAAGGCAGAGCCGUCGCAUCAAACAUACCAGCAAGUGUAACAACAGAAAGCACACGGGAGCUCUAGAAAAAUGACUAGAGCAGCUCUAGAAAAAUGACAAUUGUUAAGAGAACCGAUAACGGGGAGGGGCUUCUUUGGUAUCUACCAAAAAGACUUGGUAGGAUGGUGGAGAGAGUGAAUGGAGACUGGAGAGUGGGGGAAGGGAAGCUCUUAUCCCCCUGCACUAGCAGAGCAUCAGGUCUUUUCUAGGAAAGCCUUAUUUCUUACUGAAGAAAAUAGCAGUGACGCACUCCCACCUCUCAUAUGCCAAACCACUCUUUCCCGUGCAGACACCAUGGUGAAGGAUGCUGCUUCCUCCGACAGGGAACUCAUUGAAAAUGGCAUGGCAGAAAUAAACUUGCACGCGGUAGAGUCCAUCAGUGACCUGCAUUAUGCAUCUGGCGGACGUGAGAGUGGCAGGGUCUCAGAAGGUAUGUAGUACCCAGCACCCCGAGUUGAACUCAAGCAACCUCAUGAGUGCCCAGAGUAACUAAACCGCAGUUCAGCAGUAGGAAGAAGAGCCCAGACCAGUAAUGAGCUUUCCCCAUGAAAACAGGACACUGUGAGCUGAGCUGGCGCUGGCUAUUACAUGGGCUAAUAUGGGUGGGGAAACUUUUUCAGCCCAAAGGCCACAUUUCCUCAUGGGCAACCAGCAGGCGGUGCACAGGGCGAGAGUGGCAGAGGCAGAAGUGGGCAGAGCAGAGGAUGCGACUCUUACCUGUGUAAAGCAGGCUAUAUUCCAGUCUUGCAGAAGUCAGAGGUUUCGACACCUCCUCUCACACACCUCUCAGUCCUUUGAUCCAGGUAAGCAAGGCAUUGACAACAGUUCAAGGACACAAGAUAAAAGAACUUGAGGAACCUAUGAGGGCUGUGGCCUGGGGAAAGCCCCAAGUGUCAGCCAGAGGUCUAAGGGGGCAGUUUGAGGCCCUAGACAUGAGCCCCCCCCAGCCUAAUAUAAAUCAACAGUGGCUGCUUCCCUACUCCUGCUCAUUCCUCUCUCUCUCCAUCCUUCUUUUCCAGGGGGCAGCCCAUCUCAGCCCAGCAGCCCAUGGACUCCUCACAGCACUUCCUCCAAACAUUUCACUUUCCCAAACGAAGAGGACACGUCCUUUCUACCUGUCCAGAAUCUCCAUCUCCUCCCUGCUUUCACCUGCUGCCCUUGCUUCAGUCCGACAUGUUGCCCUGCAAGCUUCUUUGCUCUCCUCGGGGUGCUCGUAGUGGCCAGCCUUGGCCUAGCCACAUUGGCCGUGUAUCUGAGUGGUAGGUUCAGGGUCUGGUGGGCCAUUCUUGACAAUAAGGAGCUCCUGGUGGGAACUGGUACCUUCCACCAUGGGGGCCAGGGAAGAGGGUGGCUCUGUGGGACCCAAGUACUUUCAUCUGGCCAGUCCCAGGUAACAGACCGUAUGCAAGAUGAAACGUGGGUGGUAGGAAACUGAGGACCUAUCAUGCCCCAUAGUGGUUCUUCUGGGCAAUGCAGGAGAAAGUACCAUAAAACAGGUAAGUUAUUUGGGCAUCCACUGAAAAACAUAGGCUUAAAACAGUAGCUCAAACGGCACCCCAUUCUGUGGAAUCCACAGCACUUUCUGUCAAAUUUCCAAAUGCAUAUAUACACCACAGAUCCUGAGCCAUUACUUUGUGGGGUACAGAAUCCAGCCUGUUCCCCUUGGGCACUUGAAUUCUCACCCAUCCACUUCUAAGGAUGCAGCUGUUGUAAACUUAUUGUUCUCACAUCCAGCUUUCCAGGAAGCUAUACCUCAGCUUACAUUUUGCGAAGGGUCUGCCACAGAUGUGACCUAAGGACAUGCUAAAAAGCAGUAUCCCCAGACUGAAACGGAUUAUGCCGAAGUCCAGUGUGAAGUACUCUUGACCAAUGCAAUAGGAAGUUUUUCCAAACCACCCUUUAGUUACCAGAGGACUGCUGCCCCUCAGCUAGUGGGCCUUAGAAUUUGCAGGGGGGUGGACGAGAGGACUCUUGGGGUCCCUUGAUGGCACCACAAUUGACCAUGUAGUCCAGCCCUCGGCUUAUGCAGGAAAACCACUACAGCAUCCCUACAAAGUGGCUGUUGAUGAAGGAGUCUGUCACCAGAAUUAUUUAUUAAUUUUAUAUACCACCCUUCAUCUGAGGAUAUUAGGGCUGUUUACAGAUCACCUGAACAGGAAGUAUGAUAUUGAGUUAUUUAUUGAGGUCCAAUAAUAAUAAUAUAAACCAAAGUAUGUAAUCUCCAGCAUUAGGAUUGUCCUCUGUGGCCUCUGGAUUUGGGGGAAUCCUCUCUAUGUAAUGGGGUCCCUCAAACUCAACCAGAGAACGAGUUUGCUCCCUCACCGCUCUGGUGACGGCUCCCAUAGUGCUGCUUCAUCAACAUUCUGUCUGUAAAAUAUUUCAGACAAUUUAUAUUGGCAGAAGAGCUCCUCAGUUCGCUCUUAGCAAGGCAACGUACGAGUCUGAUGUGCCUGGUGGUAAACUGCUCUUGAGAAUGAGUGUCAAAAUGGUGAAAGUUACAGUGCCUGCGAUACAUUUCUUCAAAUAAUAAAACGGAGAGGCUGUUUAGUCACGUGGUUUCUGCUUCUCCUCUCUGCAGUCUUGCAGCGUGAGUCACUGCGUGUCCUUGCCCAGUGGCUGGAGUCCCAGGAGGAGGCCAUCCGAGAAAUGAGAGCUGUGAGCUUACAGCUAUGGAGGCAGCUAAAUGCCAGCGAUUCAGGAUUUCAAACCUGAGAGAGUCCUACCUUUCAACCCCCCGCAAACAUUUUCUUUGGGGAGCCGGAUGGGAAAAUUGACUCACCGCUUGGCACGUUGAGGACGGACAUGUGUUGGUCUAGACUAUGCAAACCUUUAAGCAACCUACCCCAACUCACUGGUGGGGUGCUGCCGAGGUUGAUGUGCCCUAUGGGCAGCACUGGCUGCAGGACUGGAAUCUGCCUGAAGAGAGGAGGGACAGGAAGAUACUGAUGCAGAGGGCCUUUCCUCAGCGCCUCAGAUACUCUUUUGCUUUUAUUUGAGCACUAUUUUCAGUACCUUAUUUGCACUAUGUUGCUCUACUUUAUACCCACCUUUUAAGCGUUGCCCAUGGGGCACCUUUGCAGAAAUGUUUUAAUAAAUGAUGAUGAAACUCACAGGCUUCCUUUGCCAAGCUGUGCUUCUCUCUUCAGCUGAUCAGCACUAAAAUCUGCCCAGGCUCUAUCUGGUGAAGAGGGACCGUCGGCCUACAAACUAGGCUUGGAGCAGAGCAGAAGGAACCCUUGUGUUCUAUCAGGCUGCUAAAACGGAAGCAGCUCGAAUUACCCGUGUCAAACCUCUCUGCAGCCAUAAUACCUUGCUUUUGUUGAACAAUUACAUGUAAAUGUGACAUAUGAGCAUGCCCUUUCCUUAAUUAGUGCCUAAUUCCCCCCCACUUGACAGUGCACAGGAUUCCCGAUACUCGUUUUCCAAGACCGUUUCUGAAGGAAAAAAUGGGUGUAUGGUCCCAAUCUGUUCUUCGAGGCAGCUAGAUUUUAUUUUAAAACAAAAAGGGAUAGCUGAAAUUAUCCGAAUUCUACACUCUGAUUCUAACUACAGUCAUAGCAAUGCAGACAUAUAGACUCCCUGCUUUGAUGCACCAGCCCCAAAGUUCACAACUGAACCUGGAGUAAAAAGAAUGGCAGGAAGCCAGCAGCAGAAUCCCAGGUGGCCCAACCACAAGAGUUAGGACAACCCUGCAGUUUGGCACUAGGCAAGGGCAAAUCCUCUUGAGCAAUUGCUUUCUGGGAACAACUACGCAAGAUGUCUUGCGAUAUGGGGGUACAUAUCACAUGGUAAGUACUGUAAGUCGCUUGGAGACCUUCAGAUCGCAAGUGACUAACAAACCUAAUAAAUAAUAAUGCAUGAAUUCAUUGUACAGAUCUGCACAACUCAGCUGGAGUCGGAGAACGUAUGGGAUGGAAAGGCACGGCACAACUCCUGAGCUGCAGGACGCACAACAGGACACCCCUGGUUAAUUCUGCAAAUAUCUAUGAAGCUUGCAACUCUUGAACCCCCAGACAUAAGUUCUAUGCCCAUACACCACUGCUGAUGAGGUCAUGUUGAUAGGAAUAUGGCUUUUUACCUACCACUUUAUGUUUAACAUUUUCUCUUGAUUUAAAGCCAAAUAGGCCAACGUGGACAUUUUCUGCUGACAACACUAUGAAAAUGAGGCAAUGUGUUUCAGAGAUCAACAGAGAAAGGUACCAGGAGAUAACACGUACUUUCCAUUAACUUUGCUCUGUGACGAUGAUGUGCUAUGUCUCCAGUCUGGACAGCAAAGGUUUGAAGCU